AGAGAAAGCGAGAGAGUGAGAGAAAGUGAGUGAUGAGGGAGGAGUUUGGGCGCAAAAGUGUACUGGCAGUUUGGGUGAGAAAGCGGCUCGUGCGGAGCGGAAACUGAAGCUGUGCGCGUUCACACUCCGUUAGUGUCGGCUCGGGCCCUGUAUUACUCUCUCUCUCUCUCUCUCUCUCUCACUCUCUCUGUCUCUCUCUCGUUUAUCGGAAGUCGGUAGUGUGUUCGCUGUAGUUUUCCCCGGUUAACGGUUCGGCGGUGGUCAUGGCGGACGGCGCUCCGUGCGGCAGUGGCAGUGACGGCGAGGAGAAGGGCGCGCGCCUCCGGGGGUUCGCGCGUCAGGGCGCGCUCCGCCAGAAGAACGUGCACGAGGUGAAGAACCACAAAUUCAUCCCGCGUUUCUUCAAGCAGCCCACCUUCUGCAGCCACUGCACCGACUUCAUCUGGGGUUUCGGGAAACAAGGAUUUCAGUGUCAAGUUUGCUGUUUUGUGGUGCAUAAGCGCUGUCAUGAGUUUGUCACCUUCUCCUGUCCUGGAGCAGAUAAAGGCCCGGCGUCAGAUGACCCACGCAGUAAACACAAGUUUAAGGUCCAUACGUACUCCAGUCCGACAUUCUGUGAUCAUUGUGGCUCCCUGCUGUAUGGGCUCAUUCACCAGGGCAUGAGAUGUGAACAUUGUAUGAUGAAUAUUCAUAAGCGUUGUGUUGCCAAUGUGCCGAGUCUGUGCGGAACCGAUCACACUGAACGCAGAGGACGCAUCCAGAUCACCGCUAACAUCAAGAACAAUGUACUCACCGUAUGCAUCAAGGAAGCAAGAAACUUGGUUCCAAUGGAUCCGAAUGGCCUUUCUGACCCAUACGUGAAGCUCAAGCUCAUUCCUGAUCCGAAAAGCGAGAGCAAACAGAAGACCAAGACUAUAAAGUGCUGCCUGAAUCCGACAUGGAACGAGACCUUCACAUUCAAUCUGAAGGAAUCAGAUAAGGACCGCAGGUUAUCAGUGGAGAUGUGGGAUUGGGAUUUGACCAGUAGGAAUGACUUCAUGGGUUCCCUCUCUUUCGGCAUCUCAGAACUGCAGAAACAAAGUGUGGAUGGCUGGUUUAAGCUGCUGAGUCAGGAGGAGGGUGAGUACUUUAACGUGCCUGUCCCACCUGAGGGAGAUGAAGGAAACGAGGAGCUGAGACAAAAACUUGAGAGGGCUAAAAUAGCUUCUGUCGCUAAGAAGACAGACUCAUCUGUAUCCAAGUUGGACAAUAAUGGAAAUAGAGACCGGAUGAAGCUCUCUGACUUCAACUUCCUCAUGGUGCUUGGAAAAGGGAGCUUUGGCAAGGUAAUGCUGGCUGAGAUGAAGGGAACAGAUGAGUUAUUUGCUAUAAAGAUUCUGAAGAAAGAUGUGGUGAUUCAGGAUGAUGAUGUGGAGUGUACCAUGGUGGAGAAGAGGGUAUUGGCACUUUCAGGAAAACCACCUUUCCUCACACAGCUGCAUUCCUGCUUCCAGACCAUGGAUCGGCUGUACUUUGUAAUGGAAUACAUUAAUGGAGGAGAUCUGAUGUACCAGAUACAGCAGGUCGGAAAGUUCAAGGAGCCACACGCUGUGUUUUACUCUGCGGAGAUUGCCAUAGGCCUGUUCUUCCUGCACAUUAAAGGCAUAAUAUACAGGGAUCUGAAGUUAGAUAAUGUAAUGCUGGAUGCUGAAGGUCACAUUAAGAUCGCUGAUUUCGGGAUGUGUAAGGAGAACAUGUCUGAGGGAGUGACCACCAAAACUUUCUGCGGUACCCCAGACUACAUCGCUCCUGAGAUCAUUGCGUAUCAGCCCUAUGGGAAGUCGGUAGACUGGUGGGCCUUUGGGGUGCUGCUGUAUGAAAUGCUAGCUGGACAGCCACCAUUUGACGGAGAGGAUGAGGAUGAACUGUUCCAGUCCAUCAUGGAACAUCACGUGUCAUAUCCCAAAUCAAUGUCUAAGGAGGCAGUGGCCAUCUGUAAAGGACUGAUGACAAAGCACCCUGGAAAACGUCUAGGAUGUGGCCCUGAGGGAGAGAGAGACAUCCGAGAGCAUGCCUUCUUCCGCUACAUGGAUUGGGAGAAGCUUGAGAACAAAGAGGUUCAACCACCAUUCAAACCUAAAGCUUGUGGCCGAGAGGCGGAGAAUUUUGAUCGCUUUUUCACACGUCACCCUCCGGUGCUCACUCCACCUGACCAGGAAGUCAUCAUGAACCUCGACCAGGACGAGUUCGAGGGUUUCUCCUUCAUAAACUCUCACUAUCCUAGUGCAGAAGCUCAGAGCUAAUUAAUAUUAGCUGUUAAAUGAACUCUGCCCCCCAUCCUUCCAUUUUAGCCUAUCAUUUCUUGCUUCUGCUGGUGCACGCCCUGCUCCCUACUGGCCACUUGGCUGAAGUGCUUAUGAACAUAGAUAAUGACUAUUAGAUAAUCAGAUGCAUGCAGAACUUGCUCCCUGCAGUCCACUUGGCUGUAACUUACUAUAUAUACUUAGAUGCAUGUAGAACUUCGCUGUAAUAACUAGGUAAUUUAAUAAUCCGGAUUUUAUUUACUAAAAUACGUGUAAAUAGCAGAGAGAACAUCAGUACAGGAGAUCUCCACUUCCUCCAGGAAUGCUCCCGUUUUUCUCAGUUAUCCACUUCCUCCAGGAGUUCUCCACUUCUUCCAGGACGCAUGAGUGACUUCCUGCAGCCACACUACAGUGUGUGCUUCCAUCCAUCUGUUUAUAAGGCAACAAGGAAUUAGCUCAUAAGGAAAUCUGAAUAUGGAAGGAAGGAAGGAAGGGAGUGAGGGAGGAAAGGAAGAAAGGAAAGAAAGAAAUAUAGAAAGAAAGAAAAUGCAAAUAAUGCAAAAGAAAUUUGGGCAGCCAAAAUAAAAGGUAGAUAGAAGGAAAUAGAAGGUAGAAACAACAAAACAGACUAAAACUAAGACAAAUAUAAGUAGACUGACAAAAAUAACAGGUAUAAAAAAAAGCAACAACAAAAAAAAAGAUGGGGGGAAAAGAAGUUAGGAAGAAAAACAAGUAGAUAGACAAAAAGACAUUUAUUUAGAUAGUGAGGAAAAAAGGUGGGUGAGUAGGUAGAGGUCAGAUAAGCAGAGCAAGUCACAAUAUUGGGCAGAACAGGAGCCAAUGGAAACAAGGAUUGCAUAAACAUUUGGAUGGAAAUUGACCAAUCAGCUCACUGCAUGUCUUUUACAUCAUCUGUGAAUGUGAUUCAUUAGUGUGAUGCCACUAACUUUUAUUUUGCAUGUCUGAAUUAUUAUUUGAAUGCAUAACCUCCAUAAACAGCAUGCAUUCUGCUAUGAUUGCACCUUGAGUAUAUCAUAUUUACAAUAAUAUAAAUGAGCUCUACAGUGAUGAGUAGAUGAUUAGUAUUCCUGCUUUAUACACAAAUAAGCUGAUGACAGACAACCUUAGCUCUUAUGUAAAAAAAGAAUUACAAAUCAAAAAGGCAUGCUUAAGAGUAAUACGUUUGCAUCUUGGCUACAUUCACAUUACAAACCUAAACUGUUUGAAAGGACACAGGAACAUGGAAAAGCAGUUUACUUUCAGUAAAGAUUUAUUUUGAUUUGCCAAGUUCACCUAGAUACACGUUACCUUACAAAUUCACCCACCUUGGAAGUGUGAGCCAAAAGAAGAGCAGAAACAGAGUUGUGAUCUCUUAUUUCUGAAAAAAUAAUAAUUAAGGACUGGUUAUUAUUUACCAGCUUUCUUGCAGGGCUUUUGCCAUAUUUUCUUCUUGUUACUCAUAUUUGCAACUAACCAAACCAGCUAGCUUCUUACAUUUCACUAGAAGGCUCUGUGCUAUUGUGAUAACUAUGUUGCUCCUUAUGUAGUUUUGUUGCUUUAAAGACACCUUCAAUCUUCAGUGAGAAAGGUAUCUCAAGAAUUUAUCACAAAAUAUUUCAUUUAUAAAAUGAAACAAUGAUGCACUAUAUGGCUGAAAGUUUGUCCAUCACACCCAUAUAUGGACCUUCCCCAAACUGUUGCCACAAAAUUGGAAGCACACAAUUGUAUAGAAUGUCUUUGUAUGCUGUAGCAUUACAAUUUCCCUUCACUGGAACUAAUGGGCUAAAGCCUCUUCUAGCAUAACAGUGCCCCAAUGCACAAAGCGAGCUUCUUGAGGACAUGGUUUGCCAGGGUGAGUGUGGAAGAACUGGAGUCUCCAGAACUGCAUAGGGCCCUGACCUCAACCUCACUGAACACUUCUGGGAUGAAUUGGAACGUUGAGUGCACCCCAGGCCUCCUCACCCGACAUCAGUGUCUGAUCGCAAUAAUGCGCUUGUGGCUGAAUGAGCACAAAUCCCCAUAGCCACGCUCCAAAGUCUAGUGGAAAGCCUUCCUAGAAGAAUGGAGGUUAUUAUAAUAGCAAAGGGGGACUAAAUCUGGAAUGGGAUGUUCAAUAAGCACAUAUGGGUGUGAUGGUCAGGUGUUCACAAACGUCUGGCCAUAUACUGUAUCAUUUGCACUGUGUUCCACUAGGCAUUACUGUCCCCUUUCUGGACCCUUCUGGCCACAUGGCCACAUACUGGUCUCCUGUUUAGUAUUAAAAAGAUCACAUUAUGUUCACACAGGCAUGAAAAAAGCAGGCAAAAAGUCAGAUUUAUGCCACUUAAAUUAAUGUGAAUAUAAGCAUAAGCAGCUUUCCCUGGACUCCAUGGUCAUUUUUUUUCUGGCUCGAAUGCACCAGCUGUCUUGCUCUCAGGUUUCCACAAGACAGGAUUUCACUGACUUUUGUCUUUUAGAGAUUAAAACAAGUUCACCAGAGGCUACCUCCUCCCACAGAUGACUAAUGGCUUAACCGCACUCCCACAUCUACAGUGGGGACUAACUGUUUCAGUUUGCUAGCAAGAACUGUUUUUAUUUCUUCACCGAUCAAACAGUUUGUUCAAAUGACAAUUCUCUAUCCACUAAGAUAUCAACUAUUAGUUGUUAUAUACCAGUGCUGAUGAAUUCUUGAAUCUGAUUGGUCAGAAGGUGACAGCAGCUCUGACAGUAAUGCUGUCUGUAAUUCAGUUCACAGGUUUCUAUUAAUGUAUGUUAUCAUUUCUGUAGUAACAUUUCAUUCACAGGGGCUUCUAUAGCUGAUGCACCGCAUAAUCAAAGGCUAGUAAUAAACAGAUUAAAAAUGUGUUAUUAUUCAACAAAGACAUAUUUAUAAUAAUUGAUAUGGUAAAGAUUUCUGUAAUCAGACACUGGUUGAAAGGUAUGACGUUAUUUAAAAAGUAUUAUUAUAAUUGGUACAAAUUGCUGUGAUAUUCAGUGGAUAUAAAAAAAAUCUACACACUCCUGUUAAAAUGACAAGUUGUGUGAUGUAAAAAAAAUUAAACCAAGAUAAAUUUUUUCCACCUUUAAUGUGAUAUGGCAGCCAACAAGAUUCAAGUGAAAAACAAAUAGAAAUGUUUUAGGGGAAAAAACGAAAAAUAAAAAAACUCUACAAUAACCUACAAACACCCAUUAAAUAGUACUUUGUUAAAGCACGUUUUGCUUGUAAGAAAGAAUCUACCAACUUAGCUCAUCUUGAUUUGCAAAAAUACUCUAGAUCUAUCAAAUUGCAAGAGGAUCUCCUGUCUCCUGUCCCCUUCAAGUCAUUCUACAGGUUUUCAAUAGUAUUUAUAUCAGAUCUUCAUCUGAAGCCAUUCCUUCGAUUUGGAUGUGUGCUUUGGGUUGUUUUCAUGCUGGAAGGUGAAAUCUUUCUUCAUCUUCAACUGUCUAACAGAAGCCUACAGGUUUUGUGUCAAAAUAGAUUGGUAUUUGGAUGAUCCCCUCUAUCUUGAGUAGAACCCCAGUCCCAGCUGAAGAGAAGCAGUACUAGUGGCAGCCUGUGGUUAUUAAAAUAGGGGAAGCACAACUGUCUGUUUAGGAUUUUAUAUAUAUAUAUAUAUGUUGUUCUAUAGUAACAGCUAAUUCACAGGAACUUGUAUAGUGGAAUAAACAAAACACAGCCAAUCAAUGGCUGUCCCAUUGAUUUUCCCUGAAUUUUGAAUUAAAAUAUGUCUAAAUAUGUUUAAAUAUAUUAAAAAGUGUUUGUCUGCCUUUUAGUUUAAUUUUCAGUCUCUUCCUAAGUCUGAUUUUCUAAAAUCAGGUUAACAUUAACAAUGCCUGCCAUUUUGUGCCAAAAAGCAGCUAAGCUGCUAUUUGAAGAAGGAAGUGACAGCUACCUAGCUAGACUUAUAAACAACAAAUUUCAGAAAUGAAUGCAAAUAACCAAAAAUUUAUACUAACAGUUUAUUUACAAUAUUUAAGAAUUAUCACCAUGUUUAAUACUGUAGACUCUAAGUGAUUCCCACUGGUGCCGAUAUAUUUAAGUUUGAGAUGUGAAUCAUGUUCAUUUUAGUUUCGGUGCUUGGCAACUGAUUACGAGGUUCCGUCCCUUUAAGAGGUCGAUCAAUCAUCAUAAGGAGAUGCUGUGCAUCCAGGCAGGACAAAUGAAGAGAGCAUUGUGCAAUAUACAGUACACUGAGAUGCAAAACACAAUUGCCAACACUCAUUCCCAGUGAAGCCCGUGCAUCUGGGCGUGGCUCAAACUGCUCAAAAUGAUGUGUUAAAAGCCUGAGUGUUAAUCUUUCGUCCCACUGAAACACCGUGUACAUACAUUUACAAUAAACAGCCAGAGAUGCACAGGCUUCACUGGGUGUCUGUUAGCUCUGUGUCAGGGGCUUCAAAGGAGCUUUUCACUCAGGAUGCACUGUUCACAGGAAACAGUUUGAGUUAAAUGAACAAACAGCAUGAUAUUGCAGUGAGAUAUUUGAUGAUUUGAAAUCCACUAAGAUUAAUCAAUAAUAUAGACACUUUGCUAAACAUUUCUUUGCCACAUUUUAGUGAAAUUUUAGGGGAAACCAUGGCUUCCUGUGUAGCGUUGUGCCUGUGAGCAGCACGAUAGCACAGUGCUGCCACCACCAUGCUUCAUGGUGGGAAUGGUUCUUUAGGUGAUAAGCCAUCUUGUUAUUGAGCCAAACAUAUCUUUUAGAAUUACGCCCAAAAAGUUCUAUCUUGGUCUCAUAAUACCAUAACACAUUUUGAUACAUGGUUUGGUGUGAUUUAGGGCUUGGGUGUUUUCUUUUGUGAGAAAGGGCUUCCGUCUAGCCAUAACUCUACCCCGUAUCCCACAUGUGUAAAGAAAUUUUUGUCAGAUGUAGGGAGAGACCAGCACUUGCCAGAUAUUCCUGCAGCUCCUUGAAUGUUGCUGUAGGUCUAGUGGAAGCCUCCCUGAUAAGUUUUCUUCUUGUCCUUUCAUCAAUUUUAGAAGGACGUCCUGUUCUUGGUAAUGUCACUGUGGUGCCCCAUUUUCUCCACCUGUUGAUGAUGGUCUCCACAGCAUUAGCAUGGUACAUCUAUCAUGGAAUUCUUUUGUACCCCUCUCCUGAUUGAUAACUUUUGACAAUGAGAUCCUGUACAUGCUUUUUAAGUCGCAUUAAACCAAGAUGUCAGGUAAAUCCUACAGAAACAGCUGAUCUUUAUUUGGGGUUAAUUAGAAUCACUACAUUAAUGACAUUAAUGAGUUUAAAUGUGAUUUUUUAAUUCUGAGCACAGUCAUAUGCCUCAUUCUAAAAGGGUCUCUAUUUUUUGUCACCUGAAUUAUUAUUUUUUUUGGUUGCUACAUCAUGUUAAAAGUGAAAAAAGGUCUGACAUGAUACUGCAGUAAAAAUUGGUUUAAUUUUUUUUUACAUCACAAACACCUGCAAUUUUAAUAGGGUUGUGUGGACUUUUUAUAUCCACUAUAGACAUAAACACAUUGGGAUGUAAUAUUAUAGGAAAAACUUCAUCAACACCCCAUCACUGCUUAUUUUCCUAUAAUAGCAUGCCCGGUUGUGUUUUAUUCAAUACACACAGGUAUUAUUUAUUCAUUACAUACAUACAAGUUUUGCAAAAUGCCAGUUCUAACCAUUGUGUGUAACUAGCUGUUAUUGUUGCAAGUUAGCAUUCAUUUGUUAGAAUACAAUUUGUUAUAGGCUAUUAGCACAUGAUGGAAUAAUGAUAGAAUUAAUUUUGUGGCUGAAAUAUUUAUUCCAAAGUCAUUAUGCAGAAUGCAUAACAAUCUGAAAUGGGUUGGAAAUUGCAACUAAACCCCCUCCUAUAUCUUGGCACACUGUACUGUUAGCUUGGGGUUUUACCAUUUUAGGUGUGCAGAGACUUAGAAAUUAGGAAAAACACCACAGCAGGUCAAUCCUUUAUAAACACAGUUAUGUCAUGAAUCAGGGCUGUGAAAUCAAGUUCUACAUAUAAACUCUUGUACUGUGAGAGUUUAUAAUGGGCUAGGUACACCUGCCAACUCUCCUAGAUAUGGUAACGAUUUAGUCAGCCAACUCCCAAGCCACUAUUAAUAAAACACACAAAAAACAAAAAAAUGACAACCUUUGUAUUCAUUUCCAAUCCGUACUCCACCAAAGUGCUGUUAUAAUGCACAUCAUAUCGAGAUAUUGCUAUAAUGAAAGCAUUUUAGAUCUGCUGCUCUAAAAUGCACAACGCUUAACUUUUAGAAAAUGGUCUAAACUGCAGAUUUGUGUGUUUAAAUCGUACCUAAAGCAAAUAUUAACUGAAGAUAAAUCUAAUAGCUCCAAUAAAAUAAAGAUUGGCUCUGAAGUGGCUACAUUUAAUAGCUAAAUCCUGAGCUGGCUUGGUAGUUAGCUAUUUUCUCUCUCUCAUAAUUUUUUUCUAUUUUCUCUUUUCUCAUAAUAAAAUAUGAAAUACGGUUGUUACAUACAAAGGUAGAUGCAAAUUACAUACAUAACCUGACAGUUUAACUAGAAAAUGGUCAGUGAGGGUUUGAUGAAAUAAACAGUGCCUGGUGCACACAAAAACUGGUCGGAUAUGCACUCAAAAAAAAAACAAAAAAACAAGUGCUUCAAAACUAUGUGUUAAGCAUAAGCUUUCAGCAAAUUCCCUCACUAUUACGGACUAGUUGAUUUAAAAUUAAAGCACCAUAAUUUUUAAUACCUGCCAACCUUUUACGCAUUUUGCGCAGGAAUUUAACAUAGGAGUACACUAGGAGUAUCACAAGUACAAUAAAGAACAAUAUUUCCCCAAUAAAAUUCUGUGCAGGUGAAUGGAGAACAGUUUGUGUUCAUUAAUGUGAAAUAAAAUAUAUAUUAAAAUAAUUAAAAUAUAUUCAACAUAAUAUUUAUUAUGUUUAAUAUAACAUAUAAUAAACAUAUAUUUAACAUCAUAUUUAAUAGGCAUGACACUGAAUUUCAAAAAUAGCCCAAAAUGUCACUUGAGACAUUUUGAGACAAAAGAGAAGAACAGUUAAAAAAUACAAUGAAGCAUCAAAUCAAACACUUCCCAAGCAAUUUGAAUGUUAAUGGUGAUCAAAGUGAUUAAAAACAUUGGUUCAUUCCUGCGCCAGUGAGUACCCCAGUGUUCAUCCCCAAGCGACUGGUAGUUAACGUAAAUCCCCCUAUAUACGAAUAUCAUACAUGCAUUAGUGCUUUUCUGGUUUGGCAGGUCUGAUUUUUUAAUAAUAAGGAUAAUAAUGCAGUUUUAACCACUGACAGCGGCUAAUGAUGUCAAAAAAUGCCUCAUUACAGAUUGGCAGCAAAUUAGCAGUGACUCUUGCUAGCAAACACCAAACAGCUAGCUAAAUUAAGUAUUUACAACCGUGUUUAUCCAUUCAGGAUUUUUUUUUUUUUUGGCAUUCUCAACCUGUUAGGCUAGCUACGUAAAAUAAUAUUAGCUGCUGCUAAGAAAGAAUUGCUGAGGAAGAAUACCUCAGCUACCUUGCUACCUGCCUGCUGCAGGCAGUAACAGCUAGCUAGCAGUGUAGUAUUGCUAUCCUAACAGUUAUGGUUAAUCUGUUUGAGUUAGAACAGACUGUGACAAUUUUUAAAAAACUCAAAGCACCAUUAACCUUGCCUAUUCAACAUUUUUAUUGAUUCUGUGACAUUCCCAUCCCUUCUGCCCAUAAAUGCAGAAGCUGCUAUACAAUGUCACUAAUGUCGCUAAUGUUGCUAAUGUUGUAGACAAAAAAAAGAGAGAAAUAUUUAGAAGACUUUGCUGGUUUAUUUAUCCACAGCACAUCCUAAGACACAUACAGAAAUGAAAUGAAUCAUGAAUUAUUAUGAAUGCAUGAAUUAUUAACUAUAACAUAGUUUAACAUAGAUUAUCAUAAUUAGCAUACAUUGUGGGUGCUUUUUAUCAUAUAUUUUUCAUGUGCCAAAGUAUUUUACAAAGACAAAUGCAACAUAUAACUUAAAAUAAAAAAAAAUUGAAAUAUA
This is a messenger RNA of Pangasianodon hypophthalmus (striped catfish), 10207 nucleotides long. It is a transcript of the gene prkcbb, whose product is annotated as protein kinase C, beta b. Gene Ontology annotation, biological process: protein phosphorylation. Gene Ontology annotation, molecular function: ATP binding; zinc ion binding; diacylglycerol-dependent serine/threonine kinase activity. Bases 264 to 2282 code for a protein of 672 amino acids. The transcript is spliced from 17 exons. NCBI's taxonomy places the organism in Eukaryota, Metazoa, Chordata, Actinopteri, Siluriformes, Pangasiidae. The record is from RefSeq and is a predicted model, not a curated record.